Molecule: messenger RNA, 1644 nt
Organism: Dama dama (fallow deer)
Lineage: Eukaryota; Metazoa; Chordata; Mammalia; Artiodactyla; Cervidae
Gene: METAP1D
Product: methionyl aminopeptidase type 1D, mitochondrial
Exons: 11
Coding region: 190-1194 (334 amino acids)
Biological process (GO): proteolysis
Molecular function (GO): metalloaminopeptidase activity
Source: RefSeq, a predicted model, not a curated record
GACCGACGCCAACAUGGCGGCGCCCAGCGGCUUCCACCUGUUCGUCCGCAGAGUAGGUACCACAGAGCUACACAGUCUGCAGAUACUAUUUAUUCACAGAUGUUCUCCUGCGAGGAGGAUCAGCACCCUGAAUCCAGGUUGUUCAACGGUCAACUGUAUUCAUAGUGGAAGUAUUAAGCUACUAUAAAAAUGUAUAAAGAAGAGGGAAUUCCCUGGCAGUUCUGUGGUUGUCAUAGGAUUUUCUCGUCACCACUCAAUCAUAUCUACUUACACAAGCAGUCAAGCCGUCAACAAAGAAGAAAUUUCUUUUUCCGGAGACAAAGAGAGAUUUCCCACAGUAUAGUUUUCCCGGCUGCAGUUUCUCCAGCUCAUCCAGUCCCUAAGCACAUAAAGAAGCCAGACUAUGUGACGACAGGAAUUGUACCCGACUGGGGAGACAGCAUAGAAGUUAAGAAUGAAGAUCAGAUUCAAGGGCUUCGCCAGGCUUGUCAGCUGGCCCGACAUGUCCUCCUCUUGGCCGGGAAGAGUUUAAAGGUUGACAUGACAACUGAAGAGAUAGAUGCUCUUGUUCAUCAGGAAAUAAUCAGUCAUGAUGCCUACCCCUCACCUCUAGGCUAUGGAGGUUUUCCAAAAUCCGUUUGUACCUCUGUAAACAACGUGCUUUGUCAUGGUAUUCCUGACAGUCGACCUCUUCAGGAUGGAGAUAUUAUCAACAUUGAUGUCACGGUUUACUACAAUGGCUACCAUGGAGACACCUCUGAAACAUUUUUGGUGGGCAAUGUGGAUGAAUGUGGUAAAAAGUUAGUGGAGGUUGCCAGGAGGUGUAGAGAUGAAGCAAUUGUGGCUUGCAGAGCGGGGGCUCCCUUCUCUGUCAUUGGAAACACAAUCAGCCAGAUAACUCAUCAGAAUGGUUUGCAAGUCUGUCCACAUUUUGUGGGACAUGGGAUAGGAUCUUACUUUCAUGGACAUCCAGAAAUUUGGCAUCAUGCGAAUGACAGUGAUCUACUCAUGGAGGAGGGCAUGGCGUUCACCAUAGAGCCAAUUGUAACCGAGGGAUCCCCUGAAUUUAAAGUACUGGAGGACUCAUGGACUGUGGUCUCCGUGGACAAUCAAAGGUCUGCCCAAUUCGAGCACACAGUUCUCAUCACGUCGAGGGGCGCGCAGAUCCUGACCAAACUGCCCCACGAGGCCUGAGGAGCAACACGAAGGUCGCAAGAGACCCGGGGCCCUUUUUCUAAAAUUGCUGAAAUCCAGCUGGAGAACUUUUAGAAGAAACUGGCUAACGGCAGGCCCUAGAGUAACCUACCUAGCACCUAGCAUCGCCGGCUAGGGAAAAUGCGGUAGGGCUUGGGAGCCGUUCCGAACACAAAUCUGAAGCCCCGAAGUGGCCGUGCGCUUUCGGAGAGACGGAUCCUGGAGCCAGUCUCUGUUUCCCAACGCGGGAAACGCAUCUGGAAAGGAAUGGGGACGCCCUCAUUUGGAAGACUAGGAAGUCCUAGCAAUGCAUACUUUCCCCUUUCCCUAUCCUUGAUUCUGCCCGAAUAGAAAGCGUUCACUCCUUAAAACCACUGUGUCUUACGUUAAUUUUUGAGUCUCUGAACUUUUCACUCUCGCGCAGGAAUAAAAACCUGAGCCUAGCUGUUA